AUGUCAUUUGAAAACAAAGUUACACCAGUGCUUCAGAAAUGGACAAAAGAUGACCAAAUACCAAUGAUCGUAGGUGGAGUAGUCAGUCAGAAAGGCAUUGAAUACUUGCACGCCGAAGGUGUCAAUGAUACCGCCAAUAGAGACAAUAAAACUACUACCGAGACAAUAUUUGAUCUCUAUUCGUUGAGUAAAGCAAUAACUACAACAGCUAUGGUACAACUUUUGGAUUCUGGAGUUGUAGGCAUUGAUGAUCUUGUGGAGACAUAUGUUUCCGAGAUGAAAGAUUUCCAAAUGAUUAAGGACUUUGAUGAUGAUGGAAAACCUAUUCUUACGAAACCCAUUAAUAAACCAACAAUUAGAAAUUUGUUAACACAUACCGCUGGCUUGGCUUAUGCUUUCUUUGAUACAAAGGAAUUGCAAAUGUUUAGAUACAUUCGUAAGAACAAAAUAAAGAGACCAUUAGGUGGAGAAAUUCCUACAGCAUACGUUCAUGAACCAGGUACUCAAUUUCUUUAUGGUUCAAGUACCGAUGUUGCAGGGAAAGUCAUUGAAAGAGUAUCUAACCAAACAUUAGAAGAAUACUUCCAAGAUCAUAUUUUCAAACCCUUAGGAAUGAACCAUACAUCCUUUAUCAGAACUCCAGAAAAACUUCAGAACAAAGCAAAGGUGCAUCGUAGAGUGGAUGGUGGUUUCAAAAAAGGGCCAGAAUUUAAAAAUCCUGAUUCCAAUCUGUAUCAAGGGGGUUCAGGACUCCGUGGCACAAUUGGUGACUUUUUAAAGUUUCUUCAGGUCUUUCUUAAUGAUGGGUGUUCAGCAGAUGGGAAGCAAAUAAUCUCAAAGGAAGCUUUACACAAAUAUUCCUUUGCAAACUUGGUGCCCCCAGAUAUAUCAUUAGAUUCAGAUCUGGGACUGUUACAACCCCAUGAAGCUCUUCUGAUGACUUUUCUUAAUGAGCUUCCAAAGGGUAAACAAGGUUGGACUGCAUCAUUUUAUAAGCUUGAUGUACCACUUCCCACUGGUCGUAAAGAGGGUUCAUUCAUGUGGUCAGGAUUAGCUAAUUUAUUCUAUUGGAUAGAUCCAAAAUCAGGUAUUGCCGGAGUAUUUGCUACUCAAGUGCUUCCAUUCUUUGAUGUUACUGCCAUUAAUGCAUAUAUUGAGUUUGAGACUGCUGUCUACGAUUCGAUUACAUCAUCUCAAAGCAAGUUGUAA
This is a messenger RNA of Lizanozyma spartinae, 1209 nucleotides long. RefSeq names its product serine hydrolase domain-containing protein. The record is from RefSeq and is a predicted model, not a curated record. Bases 1 to 1209 code for a protein of 402 amino acids. The transcript has a single exon. NCBI's taxonomy places the organism in Eukaryota, Fungi, Ascomycota, Pichiomycetes, Serinales, Debaryomycetaceae.